AUGAUUUUGAAUAAAUUUGUAUUAGGGUUGUUGUUGCUUUUUCAAGUGGGCCACCCACGGAGCUUCAAGAAAAGGCGAUUCCGGAAAAGAGGAGAUACUUGCGAAGGAGUUACGUAUGAUACUUGCAAAAGCUGCCAAGAUCUGCUUCAAAUACAAGUUGAAAGCGAAAGGGGUUACUCGGAAAAUGAAACUGGCCGCCGAAUGCCGCCGAGGAUGAAACGAAUGGCCAAGUAUUGCCGAAAUCUGUGGGAACCGGCUGAGCUUCUCAUAAAAUCUCCUACUUCCGGACGGACACCCUUAAUUAUUCAUCCCCACUAA
Oikopleura dioica is the source of this 318-nucleotide messenger RNA. The record is from the annotation of a GenBank genome assembly. NCBI's taxonomy places the organism in Eukaryota, Metazoa, Chordata, Appendicularia, Copelata, Oikopleuridae.